Messenger RNA from Culex quinquefasciatus (southern house mosquito), 2684 nucleotides. RefSeq names its product S-phase kinase-associated protein 1. The transcript has a single exon. The record is from RefSeq and is a predicted model, not a curated record. Gene Ontology annotation, molecular function: cullin family protein binding. Gene Ontology annotation, biological process: SCF-dependent proteasomal ubiquitin-dependent protein catabolic process. Lineage: Eukaryota; Metazoa; Arthropoda; Insecta; Diptera; Culicidae. Gene Ontology annotation, cellular component: cytoplasm; nucleus. Bases 224 to 739 code for a protein of 171 amino acids.
AAAAAAAUAAAUUUAAAGCGGUUAAAUGCAUCUUCGAAUGAUUCUCGGCACCUUUCUUAUUGCGUAACUAAAUGCAAUUAAUGCGAUGACAUUUAUUCCACCUUUACAAAGUAGUAAAGGUCUUCAAACCCGUUCUUUCGCACUGCAUCAGUUCUACUCCCGAAUUCAAAGUGUUCACACAUCUGCUUAGAAUCGCUCUCAAAAAUUAAAAAAAAAAGUGAAAAUGCCCACCAUCCACCUCCAAUCUUCAGACGGUCAACUAUUCCCCAUCGAGGUUGCUGUAGCAGUCAAGUGUUCCGGCAUGCUCCGGAACAUGCUGGAGGAUCUGGGCAUCGACGAAACCACCACUUCUGGAGAGCAACCCGUAAUCCCUGUACCGCAGGUCAAUUCGGCCAUCCUGGGAAAGGUUCUUCAGUGGGCAAAUUACCACAAAGAUGACGACGACGUGGAACUGGCCGAGGAGGAGGAAUUCCAAAGCAAGGAGAAACGAACGGAUGACAUCGGAUCGUGGGACGCGGACUUCCUGAAGGUCGACCAGGGAAUGCUGUUCGAGGUGAUGCUGGCCGCGAAUUACCUGGACAUGCGGGGACUGCUGGAUGUGGCGUGUAAGACUGUGGCGAAUAUGAUCAAGGGGAAGAAUGUGGAGGAAGUAAGGCAGACGUUUAAAAUAACGAAUGAUUUCACGGCUGGCGAAGAGGAACAAGUCCGAUUGGAGAACGAGUGGUGUGAGGAAAAGUGAGGUCAAUUGUUUUGGAUUGGUUGUUGAAUAAAUAGUUAAGAAUUGUAACCAAACCGUCGUGGUCAUCAUCAUUCGCCAGCAAACCGAACGCAAUCGAUAACUCCCGGAAAAUUGCACCUCCAGCACACUUUGGGUCAAACCGAGAAAUUUGACGAAACCAAUCUAAAUUACAAAGGCCCUUCGCUGCCUGUCUGGGUCGCCCGGAAGAGGGCUCGACUUAACAACUCAUUCAUGCUGUGCGACAGUGGUGAGCUGCAAAUUCCCACCAGCAGAAUCGCUUGUGAUUGUGGAAGCCCUGGAAACGCUAGACCACACGGCAGAGUCAACGCCAUCGCCGGGGUAGGAUCGUAUUGCACUGCUGCUGGCUCUGCACACGUUCUGGUGGGCAGUUGUUCUACCGAUUCGAUUCAUCACCGGAGGAUCCCUCUCACACAUACACAGUUUCAUUCAUCAAUUCCGCACUGGUACCUGCUGAUGGGGUCUUUGUGAAAAAUUGACAUUAAAAUUCUUAAAAAGGAAAUAUAAGAAGAAAGUGUAGCAUUUCAUUACCAUUUGUUAAUUUUAUUUGUAUGUUAAGAAAAUUUUUAUUUAAGCUAUUCAUUAGCCUGAAAAAUACUAAAUUUCAAAAUUGAAUCCCCAGAGAACAACCGGAGAGGAUAGUGAAGAGGACAAGUGAAAAAAAAACCCCGAUCCCACUUCUGACGCCGGCCUCUCCCAGGGAAACAUGUACGGCUUGCACCCAGUCACUCAAUCAUUUCACGUGGGAUUGAACAGGUGAAUCGGUGGAACAGUCAACGGAGAGGGGGUGAACAUUCUGCGCUCGUGUGAAUUGACGUGACGUCCGCCACCGGGGAGCAAUCCAUCCAACGGGAGAUUUUACAUUUGUAACGCCCGUUUUUCCAGCGCACAAAUUCCAUGCCUCGAAAUUGAAGUCUUGGAUUGGCAACUCUUUUUACUUUUGUUCCACCGUAAUUCUCGAUGGUGAAACAAGAACGUAACGUUCAUUGCCCUUGCACUCUCUAGAGGAGGGAAUCGGAUGACGGCAACAAUAGAGCCAACCCCCAACCUGCUGCAGCUGACUGGAAGUGGCUUUUGAAUCCCCAACAGCCAGACAGAGCUGUACUUGCACGAGAAGCUUGCCAGAAGCGGCUUGACUGGAGGACGAGCGAUGACUUCUGGCAAAAAGUAGAGCGGGCCCACUCCUGACUGGUAGUAUUGGGUCGAAUGAAAACGAGAGCCGUAUGAUGACUUUUAAAGAACGUUCUGUUGAGCGAUUAGUUACACUGAAGUCUCGAUUUUUUUUGUAGUGAAAGCACAUAGAUUAAAUACAUUGCCCCACUGAAGGUAGUCUUAAUUAAAGAUAACUAUAAGUGAACUUCAUUUGCACAGCUGAACCACAGCGAAACAUUCCCAAGCCAUACCUUUUCCAAUUAGGGAGACCUGAUUUCCAGCUUGAGCAGCUAUCGAUUAGCACCUUGCCAGUAGUCUCCUUCUUCCUACUCCUCCCUGUAUCUAUACCUUAAAGUUUCUCAUCAAAUGACGGAAGUAACUGUACCAUCUUGGCAUCCUGAAGCUAGCUGAACCCCGUAGCUGAAGAAGCCACGUACAUCGCUUCGUGCAUCGCAGAACAUCGCACUACGGGGCUGUUGGCGAUGCAAUCUAUCCAAUUUACGUAUCUGUGUAAAUGGGUAACGCAAAUGAAGCUACACCAUGUUGUUGCCUAUAUGUUUGUGUUACAUUGCAUCUUGGGACACUUCCUCUGCCCUCCCGAAGGGUGUCUGGAUGAUAGGCAGUGUUGGGAAAAGCAGCAUUCAAAGCACAAUAAACCUAAAGAACCUGUUAUUAUUAUUGGGUAAUUCUCCGCCAAAUCACACAGUAGUUGCCCCGACCCCUCUUGGAUUUGCGUGAAACUUUGUUCUAAGGGGUAACUUUUGUCCCUGAUCAC